Cynoglossus semilaevis (tongue sole) is the source of this 1288-nucleotide messenger RNA. RefSeq names its product ubiquitin-conjugating enzyme E2 E1. The record is from RefSeq and is a predicted model, not a curated record. The transcript is spliced from 6 exons. The coding region runs from base 182 to 766 and encodes 194 amino acids. Lineage: Eukaryota; Metazoa; Chordata; Actinopteri; Pleuronectiformes; Cynoglossidae.
GUCCUACUUUCCAGCGGCAGCAGCAGGUACCGGUACUGUACAGCCCACUGCAGCCGCGGGGAGCUACUUCCGUUCCGCAGAGGGCGACAGGCAGCACCAUCACCAGGCAGCCGAGACUGAGGCGGUGGAGGUCCAGACACAAUAGACGGGGGUUUCCGGCUCUUCUUCAAUCCAAACCGGUAUGUCGGAUGAGGAUUCCCGUGCCAGCACCAGCUCUUCCUCGUCACCACCAUCCUCCAGCCAGACCAGACAGAAGGACACACCUUGUAAGAAGAAACGGGAAAGCAAAGUCAGCAUGAGCAAGACCUCCAAGUUGCUUUCCACCAGCGCCAAAAGGAUUCAAAAAGAGCUGGCUGAUAUCACACUGGACCCUCCGCCAAACUGCAGCGCUGGCCCAAAAGGAGACAACAUCUAUGAGUGGAGGUCAACCAUCCUGGGACCACCGGGCUCCGUGUACGAAGGAGGUGUCUUCUUUCUGGACAUCGCCUUUACGCCUGAUUAUCCCUUUAAACCCCCCAAGGUCACCUUUCGGACGAGGAUCUAUCACUGCAACAUCAACAGUCAGGGUGUGAUCUGUCUGGACAUCCUGAAGGACAACUGGAGCCCUGCCCUCACCAUCUCCAAGGUCCUGCUGUCCAUCUGCUCCCUGCUCACAGACUGUAACCCAGCCGACCCCCUGGUGGGAAGCAUUGCCACCCAGUACACCACUAACAGAGCAGAACAUGACCGAACAGCCAAACAGUGGACAAAGCGAUACGCCACAUAAACUGCAAAAGGUCAGGAGCAGCAGUAGUGGCAGUGCAGGAGGAGGAGGAGAAGGAGGAUGAGGAGGAGGAGAGGGAGGUGGAGAAGUGAAGAGGAGUGGUCUGUGUUAGGUGGGGCGGGGGGGUCAGGGUUGGGGCUUUAUUUCUAUCUCAGAUUUUUAGUACUUUAUUGUCUGGUAUAUUUGUUUUGCUUCCUGAUUAAGUUAUCUCCACAAAUACAGUAAUAAAAGAAGAGAAUGGAACGGAAAGUCUUGGUCUGGAUAUUUUUUCCUCGUGUUGUUGUUUUAAAAGCAGUUUCCAUGUUCAGGAACCACAGAAUGCUUGUGUUUAAAAGAGGAACCACAUUUACAAAUAAAUAAUUGCUCCAGUAAAUUUUUUUUUUUUUUUUAAUGUUAAGAAGUGUUUCCUUCAGCUGGACAUUCUGAACUAUUUUCUGCUAACACUGACCUGCUCCAUACGUGCUGUGUCUAUUGUUGAGUUCAAAUGGAAACCCUAAUCACAAUAAAAGCAUCUGAUACAGGAAA